ACUGUGACAUAUGUCCGUCCAAGAAAUAAAUAAACAUGCAGUUCUCCCUCCUAUCAUUAGUAGAAGUGACAAGGAAUUUUUGGAAAGAAUGCAAAGAUACAUAAUUACAGAAACUGAAAGAGUGGGCUGUAAUGAGGAAGGACCUGCUGAUGAAUAUUACAUCAUAUACCGAAACGUUUUUGAUAAGGUAUCAUAAUGCUUUAAGACAACAGAGUUUUUAUGUAGUAGAAAUGGUCUAUCUUGACAACUAAUAUUCCUGCCUUAGUAACACCACUGCUUGUUUGACUACAUUCCAUUCGUCAGUUUUGAGAAGUUCAUCCAAUUUGUCAGAAAGGGAUGAAUGGGGAAAAUGCAAUGCUGGAUUUAUAUUACUAGACAGUUAAUGAGAGUUUCAGUUAUUGUAGCUUAAGUGCAGGCUAUCAGUUUUUGAACAGCAACCUAGCUGUGCCCUCUAAUAUCAUUUUGACCUUCCAUCUCAAAUCAUUAUCUGAUUUGUUAGGAAUUGGGCUGUAAGCAUGAACCUGGUAGUUCUUUGUUGUUUUGGGUUGGUUUGUGGUAUAAUUAGAAUCUUGGUUUAGAUUUGAUCUAGCAUAUUAAAUUGAGACUCCUUGUAGAUUAGAGGUCUAGAUAGGCAUAGUAAACAAGGGGUUUAACUGCACUGAAUGUUGGAAAUAUGGAGGUAAGAAAAUGCUGUGGCUUUAUGUAACAUUUGAUUUUGCUUUUCAAGGUUUUAGAAAUACCUGCUUUUCCUUAACAACAAUUGCAAUAUGGCCACCGAUCCUCAUUUUUUUAUCUCACUUUUUUUUUUUACCCACGUAAGAUGCCCUGACAGUAAAAUCAGUGAAGUCAGCACUCUUUCCUCCUUACCUAGAAGAAAUUAUUACUUAUGUGAAGACUUCUGUAAACUAUUGGUCUCUGAGUAAAACAGCCAUAGGCAAAAUAGGAACUCAGUGUUUUGUUUAAAUUUUAAACAUUACACACUGAGUCUUAUUUCUCCUCUAAAUAAAAAUAUAGUGCCUCACUCUAAGGAAAAGUGAACACAAAGUAGUGAUAUAUACCUACAAGUGGAAUUAAGAAAAUUGAUGCAUAUCCAUAAAAGUAUAAAAUGGAAAAAAAGAAUAUUUUCUUCCUUUUAAGUCAUCUGGAAAAUCUGUCUUGGAAAAUCUGUGUCUGGCAGAUUAGCUUCAUUUUAUAAGUUGUUAUGAUCAAUGAAAUUGUUUUGGUGUUUUAGUCAUUAAGGAAUGUAUUAGGUGAAUAUUUAAAGGUACUGAAGGUAGUGUAUUGAAUAGGUUUUAUAAAUAUCAAGAAUCAUGCUGAGACUCUACUUGUGUGAAAUCAGCAAAGGAAAGUUACCAUAAUUGUAACAUACUUAUCUUUGCAUGUCUAAAUGCUAACACUUGUCAGAAGUUUUCUUACAUGAAGAGCUCUCUGCUUUAAAUUAGUAUAGUUAUAGUGAUGUCAUUUUGGAGGAGCUUUGGUAAAUUUAAUUCUUAGAGAAAAGACAUGGGAUUAAAUAAAAGAUAAUUUCUGUAUCUUUAGUCCUUUUCUCCAUACCCCCCAGGAUUUCCCUUUGGACUGUUUGUACAUUGUACAGUUAUAAAUUGUACAUUUGUACAUUGUGAGGUAUCCUAUUCUUCAGGACUGAGAGGGGUUCUGAAAUAGAAAUCAUUUGGUACUUAGAGAAACUUUUAUUCUAGCUUCUCAAUAAGAUAAUCUGCCUUUCCAUUUUCAUGUUAUUCCAACACAUUUGAUUGUUAAUAAACUAUUAAUGCCUGCCUUCUCUAAUCUUCCUUCUCGGAAGGAUCUGGUUGGGCAAAAGAUGAAAGUGUCAGCUUGCAUCUCUGAGUACUUAGAACCAGAGAACAAAUACCAAAUUCUGUUUAAAAUCAAAGAUAGAGGAUUUGGCCUAGAGAACCAUGCCUAAAUCAAAGCAAGGAGGACCUGAGGCUGUGUAACAAGAGUUGAGGGUACGUUGCAGAGAGAGCCAAGGACUUAGUAAGCAAAGGACUUAGUAAGCAAAGAAAACCAAAGCUAGGAAGAGUGAGCUUCAACAGAUACGGGUGAAUUAUGGAGGUAAUUGGACUCCAGAAAGUGACUGGCCUUUUGCAUCCUGGUAGCGUGUUGUACAAAUAGUGUAUAUUCGUGUACUGCUGAGGUGGAAUGGAUACCAUUCCUCCUCUCCCUCAGAUCCCUGUACCUGGUAAGGAUGGCUCUGUUUUGGGGGGGGGGGGGUUAAUGGAAACCUUAAUACCGGAGUCUGAAACUUGAAUCCCUAGAGGCCAAGAAGGUCAUACAAAAGAGUUAAGUGUACUGGCUUUAACAGAAUAAGGAAUCAUGGGGACUGUGGUAAAAUGAAAAAUCAAUCCAAUCUAAAGCUCCAGCUGAUUACUGCCAUUAAGGAAUGGGGGUUCCACGUUGGUAGAUUUUUCAGUUUUCAAGAGAACCUGAAAAUUUGGGUUUGGGGUGAAAUUUCCUAACUUUUAAAAUAUUUUGUGGACCAAGCAAAACUGUUCUACCUCUGGCAUACAAGUUUCCCUCCUUUACUUUAAUGCAUUUUCUGUGCAUUCUUAAAGAUUCCUAUGGGUGUUCUGAAAUCUAUUUCUUCUAGCAAAACCAUGUGGGAGCUGAUCAUGAUGUUACUACAAGUCUGUUUUCUAUCCAUUAACAUAUCUGAGUUGUCUUGAAUUGUUGCAGCACCUCAUAGAGGCUUGUGGAGUGGAGUAUGGCCAGGAACCGUGGGGUAUUUAAUUUGGAAGACCACAGAUUAAUGACCUCUAUUUUAUUGAAAGUUGCUGGGUGGCAGUCCUUUGGGUGGAUAGGUAGUAUGGUCAUGUCAAAAAGAUGACCAGUAUUUCCCAUUCAGUUAUCCUUUCCUGGUGCUUGGCAUUGAGCAAUUAUCUCCUUAUGCCAUUUUUUUUUUUUUUUUUUGGCUGCAUGGCUUGCGGGAUCUCAGUUCCUCUACCAGGGAUUGAACCCAGACCAUGGCAGUGAAAGCGUCGAAUCCUAACCACUAGACCACCAGGGAACUCCCCUCCUUAUACCAUUUCUUGAUAGACCAGAUGUCUACCUGGAUAAUUUUUUCUAGGUAUUUUCUAGCUAACAGUGUGGUAUACCAGAGACUAGAGAUAUAGUAAGGGUAGAAAGCCUAAUUGUAUCUUUCAGAGAAAACUGUGGAUUGAUCACAUCUAUUCUUUAUAUGCCUCGACACCUUCCAACAUCCUUGUGAGCAGAAUUUGGCAACCAUAAAUUAUUUUUAACUUUUUUUGUUUUUUAACUUCUUUAAAGUGCUCCUUAGUUAUUAUUGUUUCUUUGUAUGGGUAAUGCCUACACAAGAUUAACCAGGAAAAAAAAGAAAAGAAAAGAAAAGUAAAAGAACCGAUAAGAGUAUACAGUGGAAAGUCUGGUCCUUCUCAUCUUAGACCCUACUUCCCUUUCCUUCUCUGUAGGUUUCUAUUUUCUUCUAUUAACAAUCCAGAGAUAUUAUGUAGGUUUCCUUCUCUGUAAGUUUCUGUUUUCCUUUCCUUCUCUGUAGGUUUCCAUUCUCUUCCAUUAUAGUUCCAGAGAUAUUAUGUAUUUAAACACCAUUGUAAACCAUGAAUGUAAGGUAUGAAUGGUUUUCUCCAGUUGCACUUGACAUCUUGGGAUUAGAAAUGCAGUUUGGAAUUGAGAGUAUUGAUCAGCUAGUCGGAGCAGAUGGGUUAGAAAAACAGGGAAGUGAAGGGAGUCCAGGAUUUUAAGGUCUGAAUGAAGUCCUUCAGAGACUAGACUUGGAGGUAAUGAGGGACGAUAUUUAAUAGUAUUUAAGAGAUCCAGAAUUGAGAUAAUUAGAUCUGGUAUUGGUUUUAUCUGACCUCGUAUAAUGUAUGUGUUAAUUCCUAGUAGAGCAAAAAACAUGGUUUUUUUUUCUCUCUCUCAUAUUUAAGCUCACAGGAUUGUAAUGAUUCACAAAGAGCAUAUAUUCAGUAACAACUGUCUUUAAUAGUGGUAUUUGCAUAUGAAUGCAAGCUCAAAUUUGUAAAAUUUUAGAUUUAUAAUUGCCCCUCAUGUUUCAUUAAAAAAAAAUCUAUAAUCUGUAUUUGCAAGUCUUUUGAUCCAUAGUCUUCUAGAAAAAAUCAUAUUUUAGGUAAUAGAGUAUGUCACUGCAUACAAAUCCAUUCUUACUUCAAUCAAAAAAGAAUACGAUGCCUUUAUUGAGACAAUAAAGAAAAGCCAGAGAACUGCAUUUCAUCUUCAUGGAAAACUUAAAGUUUUGGCAGGAGAGCCCACAGCAUUGGUAUAUCAUAGGAAAAGAAUAACUCAACUUAAAGCAAAGAUGAGGCUUAUUGAAAAUAAUUCCUCAAAGAUUCAAUUGCAAAUAGAUGAAAUGAAACAACUUAGGGCAGAGUAUGACACAAAAGAACAAUAUUGUAUUUACUGCAAAGAUCCUUCAAAACCUAUUCCAGGCAUGACUCUCCAAGAAUCUGUCAGUUUAGAUGCUCUCACUAAAUACUUGAAACAUCUUGAAGAUAAAUAUGCAGAAAUUGAGCAACUUAUGUCAAAAAAAUAUUUACCAGCUCAGAGGAAGGCAGAUUUAGAUGAGGAAAUGAUUGUGGUAUUAGAACGGCGAGAUUUAGCUGAAAAUCUGAACAAUGAAUUACAGUUCCGUCAUCAAAGACUGCAGAUUAUUUCACAGGCACUUACUUUGUGGGUAAAAUCUGAUAUGAGCAGAUCAUUUCAAGACUUCAUGGAGCACAUUCAGAAAAGUAAAGAUUUACACGGUGAACAAGGCAUUGUUGAGGAACUACUUGAAGAUGACCCAGGCAAGGCAAAAGAAGCUGAAAUUUUGCUAUACUACGUUGAAAGGUUCAAUGAAUUAAUCUCACUUGGAGAAUAUGAAAAGGCAGUUUAUUUUGCAGCAAACAGUCCUAGAAGAAUUCUUCAAAACAUUGGGACAGUGAGUAAAUUUAAGGCUGUUGGAAAAACUAGAGGAAAGCCUUUCCCAUUACUCUCAUUUUUUGAGGCUAUCUUUAGCAUAAGUCAUGCUUUUAAACAUCCUGUUGAUGCAGAACUAACCCUGGAAGGAAUCAAAUGUGGAUUAUCUGAAAAACGUUUAGAUUUAGUUAUCAAUUGGGUCACCCAGGAAAGGCUGACAUUUUCUGAGGAGGCUGGGGAUGUGAUUUUUGAUUAUGGGGAGCAGGAUACUUAUAACAAGCCCAAGUGUCUGGCUUUAGCUCAGAUUAUCUAUAGUGAAUGUGGCCUGCACAAGAAAGCUCUUCUUUGCCUGUGUAAACAGAAUCAAAUUCAAGGGGCCAUGGAAUACAUACAACAAUUCAAGGACUUUACUUCUGAUGACCUGAUGCAGCUAAUAAAGUUAUGUCCCCACACUGAAUUAAUUCAGUGUCUCACUAGAGAAUGGAAUGGGAAACCACCAUAUUUAUCUUUUGGUCUUGCUGUACUUCACCUGUUCUCUGUAGAUAUGAAAAAAGUUGGCAUUAAGCUUCUUCAAGAAAUAAAUAAAGAUGGGAAAGAUGCAGUUGAACAUCUUAUGAUAAAUGAUCCAUUUUGCUCCCUAGAAAAGUGGCAAGAAUUAGCAAAUAUAUGUUUACAGAAUGGCUUUGACAAAUUAUCUAAUGACAUCGUGUCUGUUCUUCGAUCUCAAGCUGGGGUUACAGAAAUUUCUGAAGAGGAUGAUAAAGUCAACUUGAUGCAGCAUGUUUUUUGGUAGUUCUACAUCUUAACCAGUUGAGGGAGCCUGUACAACAUUUUAUAUAUAUCAGUUAGGCAAACUGAUUUUGGUAUAACUAACUUAUAAAUAAAUCUGGAGUAUGAAGUUCUCAGAAAUA
Molecule: messenger RNA, 5822 nt
Organism: Delphinapterus leucas (beluga whale)
Lineage: Eukaryota; Metazoa; Chordata; Mammalia; Artiodactyla; Monodontidae
Source: RefSeq, a predicted model, not a curated record